GUGGUUUUUUAGCAAUUUAUCAGAGUUUGCUAAAGAUAACGAUCUUCAAUUAAUGCCUACUCGAAUCAUUACUGACUUUGAGUUGGCACCUAUCAACGCAUCUCAUCAUGAAUUCCCAAAUGCAGUUCAAAAAGCGUUCUUUUCAGCUCAAGAAAUUCCUGCCACAUUUGAAAUUCUGAAGGAAUAUUAUAUUCCUGGAAAAGUACGACAUAGGUCACGUGAUGGAACUGUAGCAACUCGUGGCUUGCCUUUAUUUCUACCAAGCUUAUGGUCUAUUUAUGAUUUGAUCAAGCUAGGCGUUCUGAGAACGCAGAAUGUCAUGGAGGCCUGGCACCACUGUUGGAAGACAUUAGUUGGAGGAUUAAAUCAAAAUGUUGAAACUCAGAUUGAAUGGAUACUUCGUAGAGAGCAAAGACCUAAACCAAAAAGAUGUUUUAUUGAAAAAGAGAAAAGGCUAAUGACAGUUUUUAAUGACUGA
Messenger RNA from Cetraspora pellucida, 478 nucleotides. NCBI's taxonomy places the organism in Eukaryota, Fungi, Glomeromycota, Glomeromycetes, Diversisporales, Gigasporaceae. The record is from the annotation of a GenBank genome assembly.